Messenger RNA from Uloborus diversus, 435 nucleotides. RefSeq lists its product as uncharacterized. The record is from RefSeq and is a predicted model, not a curated record. Bases 65 to 391 code for a protein of 108 amino acids. Lineage: Eukaryota; Metazoa; Arthropoda; Arachnida; Araneae; Uloboridae. The transcript is spliced from 3 exons.
AUGGAGAUUUUUUCAAGCGGUGCAUGAAGUGAUUGGGGUGCUACCGUGCCAAGAUGCAUCGUCAAUGGUGGAAAGCAUGGAUAACAGCUUUCUGGCCGAUGAAAAUACAUCUUUAGUGACAGACAUGUCUCUUGAAGAGGACUGCCAGGAAGGUGGAGCAUUACCAAAUCAACUACCUGCUGCAGAUCCAGUAGAAGAUGUUGGUGUCGGUAGUCCCCGGCCUGAACUUCCCGAGCUGGAACCAGUAGCUGGUCCAUCAAAUCAAGAAGAUUCUGUUGCACCCCAGGUUAGCAAUUUUUUAAUUAAAUGUUGUACACGGCAACUGAAAUUCUUAAUUUUGAAAAAAAUCACUUCAUUAUUUUGUUCAUAUUGCCGAGUAUUUGUCUCCUAAUAUCCAGUAUUCAAUUUUUUGACUGUUCAAUAGAUGUUAAUAUA